This is a messenger RNA of Phoenix dactylifera (date palm), 1393 nucleotides long. RefSeq lists its product as uncharacterized. The record is from RefSeq and is a predicted model, not a curated record. Gene Ontology annotation, cellular component: endoplasmic reticulum membrane. Gene Ontology annotation, molecular function: hydrolase activity, acting on ester bonds. Gene Ontology annotation, biological process: GPI anchor biosynthetic process. NCBI's taxonomy places the organism in Eukaryota, Viridiplantae, Streptophyta, Magnoliopsida, Arecales, Arecaceae.
CCGGAGGGACCCCGUGAAACGAACCCAAACCUAAGCUUAUAUAAAAGGUUCGAAAUUUCUUUCCUCUCUUCCCCUCGUGCUCAAGAAUCGAAAGAAAAGGAAAGAACUCCGUUCUUGAUCCCGCAUAGGCGUGUUCUCUUUUCGUUUGGGAGAGAUGUCAGGCCGUUGGGUCUUGCUGGUUGUGUUAUUGGGUUGCAUCUUUGAAGCCAUCGGUGCCAGCGAAGGCGACGCCGAUCCGCUUUACCAAGCCUGUGCGGAACAAUGUCAAGAGACCGGAUCCUUUGGGAACAACUCCAUUCAAUAUUGCCAAUUAUCAUCCGGUGAUGUAUCUGGAGAGAAUACAUUGUCUAUGAAAAAGCAACUGUACAGUCUGCGCUUGAAGUGGAAACAGUGGAGAUGCAGAAGCUACUGUCAAUAUCUUUGUAUGAUGCAACGAGAAAUUGAAAGGGAAGCGCUUGGUCUCAAACCUGUAAAGUAUUAUGGCAAAUGGCCUUCCAAGCACGUCCAUGUGUUUCAGGUGCCUGUUUCUGCUGCCCUCUCAGCUUUGACUCUUGUAGUUCAGUUCAAUGGCUGGCUAUCCUUUUUCCGAUUAGUAUAUUACAAGUUGGAACGCACGCCUCAAAGUAGGAGGCCAUACUAUGAGUUUACUGGCUUAUGGCAUAUCUAUGGGCUCUUGUCAAUGAAUGCCUGGUUCUGGAGUGCUAUUUUUCAUAGUUGGAAUUCUGAUCUUACAGAGAAGGUAUAUAUCUCAUUUGCUGUGGCUUUACUUGGAUACUCGCUCAUUCUGGCUAUACUGCGGACAUUUAAUGUCAAGGGUGAGGCUCAAAGGGUUACAGCUGCAGCUCCAUUACUGGCCUUUGUGACAACGCACAUCCUGUAUCUCAACUUCUACAAACUUGACUAUGGGCUGAACAUGAAAGUUUGCUUCACAAUGGACAUCGCUCAGGUAAUCCUAUGGGUGGUAUGGGCUGCCGUAACUCGUCAUCCUUCAUGGCUCAAAUUGUGGACAGUUCUGAUUGGAGGCAUCCUUGUCAUGCUUCUGGAGAACUAUGAGUUCCCCCCAUCCAAAGCAUUUGUUGAUGCCCAUGAUUUGCGGCAUGCUACUGCCAUCCCCCUAGCUUAUCUUUGGUGGAGCUUCGUGAAGAAAGAUGCAGAAACUCGUACCACUGCCAUCACUAAGAAAAGAAGGUAAGAAGCAGCAGAGACUGCCUAUCAUCCAAUGGUGCCUGCAAGACAUUGAUCGAAUCAUAUUCCAGCGCUGAAGUUUUUCCUUUGUUAAUAGGUUAGCCAUUUUUUUCUUUUUCUUUAUUUAGUGCUGUUUCAAUUUUUAACCAAUUUGUGUAAUUAAGACAUACAUUUUCAAUCGAAAUUGUUGGGUUCCAUUCUGGAAAGA